AUAAGCAGUCUGUAUAUGUUUCUAGCUAAUUAUAUGGGACAGAAUAUAAUAGACCACAAUAAUCAUGUAUUUUUUACUGCGUACAACGUUCAAUGGUAUAGAAUGCCAUUACAUAUACAAAAAGUAAUAUUAUUCUUAUUGCAAAGGGACACCAAGAAAUUCGUUUUAAACGUCGGUGGAAUAUUUGAAGGAUCCGUAGAACAUUUUGCUACGCUAAUGAAGGCCUCGGUAUCUUACUUUACUGUAAUAUAUUCUACGCGGUAA
Trachymyrmex cornetzi is the source of this 264-nucleotide messenger RNA. RefSeq lists its product as uncharacterized. The record is from RefSeq and is a predicted model, not a curated record. The coding region runs from base 16 to 264 and encodes 82 amino acids. The transcript is spliced from 3 exons. NCBI's taxonomy places the organism in Eukaryota, Metazoa, Arthropoda, Insecta, Hymenoptera, Formicidae. Gene Ontology annotation, molecular function: odorant binding; olfactory receptor activity. Gene Ontology annotation, cellular component: plasma membrane. Gene Ontology annotation, biological process: detection of chemical stimulus involved in sensory perception of smell; sensory perception of smell.